This is a messenger RNA of Peronospora belbahrii, 1395 nucleotides long. NCBI's taxonomy places the organism in Eukaryota, Oomycota, Peronosporomycetes, Peronosporales, Peronosporaceae. The record is from the annotation of a GenBank genome assembly.
AUGGACUCAAUCCUCGAGAAUUACGUCUCCUCGCCCUCGCCUUCGAGAACGCCCGGCUCACCUUCUUCACCUUAUGCUAGAGUAUCACUUGCCAAGACACAACAGCAGCAUCAGCAUCUACUAUUAUCCAAUCAAUUGACUAACGACCAUCGAGACGUGUAUAGGAAAUGUACAAGACACGACGACUCUUUUGUAUUUCAUGCAUAUGUCGCCAAACGUCAACGUCGUGGCUAUAAUCAUGAAGAGAAGUUGAUCACUACUGCUACAAAGCUAUUUGUAACAGAAAAUGUUGAUUGUAGUAAUGAUUUGCCAUUGGAUGAGAGUAAAAUGGAGCUAUCGGACGUCACAAAACGUAAUUUGCAACGGAUAAAACCAUUGUGGAAACAGAAGCGACAGCGAUUUGUUGGUCACACAAACGCAGUGAAUGGAUUACAAUGGCAUCCAAGUAAUCCAGAUUUGUUCUUGUCAGCUUCCAUGGACGCUACUAUGCGUAUUUGGAAAUCUGCACCACAGGAACAGAAUGAAAGGUGUAGGCGUAAGCUGAUGCACCACAGAUUCGGUGUGGCAAACGCUAAGUGGUCACAAAACGGUCAGCAGAUACUUUCGGGUGGGUAUGAUGGAAUGGCGUAUUGUAUUGACGCUGAAACUGGUCAAGUACGGCAAAAGAUUCGACGACCUGAUGUUGGUACGGCUUUGGCCAAUAUUGAGCGCAUUACGACCGUGCACUUUCACCCAACGGAGUCAAACUCGGUCCUUCUUGGAACUGACAAGGGUCAUAUCUACUGUCACGAUCUUCGCUUGAAUAGUUGUGUUACCACGUACUCAAAAUCGUUUGGUGAUGUCCACGACUUGCUUUUUCUCGAUGACAAUGGCCAACGCUUUGUGUCGAGUGCUGGAAUAAGGCAGCGCGAUGCUAGCAAUCAGACCCUGCUGGUUUGGGACUGGCGCUCUGCUACGUUGCUUUAUGACCGUCUCGAUAACAACAUGCUAGCGCAUUCUUGCGUGCGCAAACAUCCAUUUAGGCCGUACUUCGUUGCUCAGUGCAGCGGCAACUAUGCGACACUCUAUUCGCUCCGGGCUCCGUACAAGUGCGUCAAAGGCCCUAGUGUUGGUGGACGUCGUCUUCCUCUUUAUUUUAGAGGCAGCCACGAAGUCGAGGGCUACAGAGUGCAGGGCAGCUUUUCCCGCGACGGCGCAUUAUGGGCAUCAGGAGAUGCUCGCGGGCGCGUGGUACUUUAUCGCGCAUCUGGCGCGCGUGAACAGGUGGAAAGUUUUCAGCUGUAUGGUCGAAGCACUGCUUGCAUUUGUGCGGAAUUCCAACCGUUUUACAAGGAAAGAUCGGAUUUGUUGCUUACCGGUAGUGGGGAUGGUGACAUCGACAUGUUUAGACAAUAA